Malassezia vespertilionis is the source of this 2094-nucleotide messenger RNA. It is a transcript of the gene MgPP2CL-1, whose product is annotated as protein-serine/threonine phosphatase. The record is from RefSeq and is a predicted model, not a curated record. The coding region runs from base 1 to 2094 and encodes 697 amino acids. The transcript has 3 exons. Gene Ontology annotation, biological process: protein dephosphorylation; transcription initiation at RNA polymerase I promoter. Gene Ontology annotation, molecular function: RNA polymerase I core promoter sequence-specific DNA binding; RNA polymerase I general transcription initiation factor activity; cation binding. NCBI's taxonomy places the organism in Eukaryota, Fungi, Basidiomycota, Malasseziomycetes, Malasseziales, Malasseziaceae.
AUGGAUGCGUCGGGUCUGUUCGCCCCACCGCCGCAGUACCUCGACAACGAUGACUACACAUUCACGCAUGGACUUGCACCGCAGUCGUAUACAACACUACUGGCGACUCCAUUGGACCCCAGGGCCGUGAGCCAUAAAGCAAAUGUCGACCAGCGCCGGCGCCAUGUGCGGCGCUUGUAUGAUCUUUUGCAGCUCACGAUUUUGCGCAACGACAAGCAGCGUGCGGCGCGGUGUCUAUAUCUGUUGCUGCGUAUGCGCGAAUGGCGCCCUGUGGAGCUCUGGAAGUUCGGGCUCAAGGUCGCGGCGAUGCCUGACGCACUCGAAAGUCACAGGCCGCUCGCCUACUUGCAGCAGAUUUCGCGUACACGCACAGAAUUGCGCCCGUAUGUAUUGCCAUUCCUUGUGCGGGAGCUUGUGUUUGUGCAGCGGUACGAGGACGCGUUGGAAGAGAUCACGAGUGUCAUUUCCGUAUACCCUUAUCGCCAUAUACCACAGCUGCACACCUACCUAGGCUUGCUCACCCUCUAUAUCGGGGCGAGUCGACACCCAGCAGAUGCGCAAUUGACCGCGUCCCCGUCCCUGCUGGUCCCAAGCUUGCUUUCGCUGCACGUAGCACCGCAGGUGCGACGAAUGGCGCUGCACCACUUUGAGAAUGCAAUCAAAGUCGCGCCCCGUUAUACGGCACUCCAGACUCACGUCUUCUCGCAGCGUGUCCGAUCCAAUGCACGGCGCACAGCGCGUCUCGAAAAACUGGCAAAGGACUAUCGCGCACGGUGCUGGGCAAGUUUGCGCGAUAGCGGCUGGGUAUUUCGCGAUGGAGAUACUACAGCGUCGGCGACAGAGACUAUGCAGCAGCACAGUCCCGAGCCCAGUGCAUCAUACACAGACGAUAUGGUGCGCCAGCUUCCCGACGCGAGCUACUUUUCUAUGGACUCUGACAUAGAGGGCGAUUUUGAGCCAGAGACCGGGCCUAAUUACCCUGACGCUAUCGUCUUGGGCGCCGAGCUUCCGCCUGACUUGAAUCGACCACACACGCCUACGUCCGACGCGGAAGACGAGCCACUGAGCCCCGAGCUUCUGCCCGCCAUGACAGACACAGCGCCGCGUCUGCUGCUGCCUGCUUGCACAUGGGCAGUGCACGUGGCCACUAUGUAUCUACGCAUGAUCCAGGGUCGGCCGUCGCCAGCGUCUAUUGCGGGUGGUGUUUCCAAAUUCGCGGGCGACGAACUGACGUUGACGGCCACUGUUGGCGUCGCCGAGGAUCGAAACUCGCGGUGGCGACGGUCUAUGGAAGACGCACAUGCGUUUGACUUGGAAUUUAACGGCGUGCAAGGCCAGAACUUUUUUGCUAUUUUUGACGGGCACGCUGGCAAAUUUGCAGCCGAAUGGAGCAGCAAACAUUUGGCGCAAAUUCUCGCCGGGGAGCUCGACACGCAUCCGUCGAUGGAUGUGCGCGAGGUGCUGAAAAACACGUUUGAGAAGGCGGACGCAAAGCUGGAAACAGCCUCAGAGGUGGCCGGGAUGCACAGUGGAUGCACCGCAGUUGCAUCUUUGCUACGUUACGAGGAAUGCGGUGAGGCGGGAUCUAGCCGCCGCCGUGUGUUGUACUCUGCCAAUGUUGGCGAUGCACGCACUGUACUGUGCCGUGCUGGCAAAGCAGUCCGCCUCACUUAUGACCAUAAAGGAUCCGAUGCGCAAGAGGUGAAGCGCAUUACGGACAAAGGCGGGUUCCUCCUGAAUAACCGUGUCAACGGUACGAUCUUACGUCUACUCAUAUCAGGUGUGCUUGCCGUCACCCGCUCGCUUGGCGAUUUCUCUAUGAAAGAAUUCGUCGUAGGCGCGCCAUUCACCACUAGCAUUGAGCUUAACGAGGACGACGCGUUUGUCAUUAUGGCUUGUGAUGGCGUAUGUACAGUCGGAAAUUGCUCACCGCAGCUUUGGGAUGUGGUCGAUGACCAGACUGCCGUUGACCUAAUUGCCGAUACUCACGACCCCCAAGCGGCUGCAGAACAGCUGCUUAAUCAUGCAUUGGACAAUUUUAGCACGGACAACACUACCGUGAUGGUCAUACGGAUCCGUCCGCAAACUGUGUAA